CCUUAGUCUAUGCGGUGUCGAAUGAUUACGGUUUCGUGGCUAUUCUAAUAUGGCAAAUAUCGAAAACAUAGAUAGGGAAGAAAGACGGCAUAAAAGGAAGAGGAAGAUGCGUAAAAUUGCUUGUGAAGAGGAAAAAGUUUUUAAUUAUAUGACUGGAGAAUACGAAAAGGUUAAACCUGUUGUUGAUCCCAAAUCUGAAUUUGAAGAGAUUAGCAUCGAAGAGCACAGCCUAGAAUGGAUCAAAGACGAAUUGGAGGAGGAACCUCCACCACCUUCUAUUAUCAGACGGAGAAUAAAAUGUCGCCAAUGCUCGUUCGUCGGCGAAUCCCGCCAAAUGCUCAAAAUCCACGAAUACGAAGAGCACCAGGCCAGCAGCAUUAUGCUACGGUACAAAUGCAAAAGGUGCGCAUUUAUUUCCUAUGACUACGAAGUAGCUAUGGAGCACAAGGGAGGUAGACACGUAGUGGAGAAAGUUGUCGGUUUUAAAAUAGAUACGGAUAAAGACUCCGAAAAACCUAACAAUAAAGAAAAGACUUCUAAAUCUGUACCGAAGAAGCAAUCUACAGUUCAACCAGAUUAUUCUCAGAACAAAUAUUUAGUGUGCGGUAAAUCUACAGUGAAUUUAAAUUCGCCUCAAAACCAACGACAAUAUAGUUGUUUUCACUGCAAAUACACAACGGUGAACAAAGCACUUUUAUCCAAUCACAUCGUCAUUCAUAAGAGAUGGAACGACUCGGACGUUUUCGAACAUUUCUCUUGUCCGGAUCAUGAAAAAAACGACUUUGAUCAAGACAAAUGUGACGGUUGUUUUUACGCUUACCACUUCAACAAAAGUUAGUUUUGAGCUGGUCGCACAGUAGAAGCGUCAAAAGCGCAUCUUUGCGCGACCGAUCCAAACUACCAUACGAACGAAAAAAAAACGGCGUCGAAAAAAAAGACGGCUGGGAUAAUCUAUAAUAAUUUUAGCGCCCUAGACGUCAUUACUUGCGUACUCUUCUUUAUUUUUUAAUAGCGCUUACUGCCAAUUGGCCCUAACAUGGUUGUAAUUUACAGCGGCGGAGCUUCCAUUGAUGCGGGUGAUGCGUGGCAUCCCUUCAAAAUAUUGUAAUACGUUUUUAUUUAAAAAAGUCACUGAGAUCUCCUAUAAUAAAUUAAAAUUCUCAGCAAAUUUAUUCAAUUAAUUAAAUUCAAUUUCAAUGAUUUAAUGUGUGUAUUGGCCGAGCUUUAUAGAUAACGAUAAGACCUACGCUAAACGCUAAAAAUAAAAAUGUCUCGACUGCGCGAUGAUGCGACUGUCCUCGUUACAUCUUACAUGAACGAGCCGAGGUCACGAUUACACCUCCAGAUUUAUUUGGUUACUGGGUGAUGUUUUAGUCGGUGGGUGAUGCGGUUUCUGAAACACAUCGCGGUAUAAAAUAACAAUUAUCAUCGCGCAUAGCCGAUUCUGAGUAUGGCUGUAAAAUAGAAAUAAUUUCGUAAUCAUUCUUCAGUUUUGCAAUCAUCACUAUGGUGUAUUCAGAAAAACUAAAUACUAUUGAAGAAGGACCUCCAAAUGAAUUGAAUAUUAUUAAUACUAAAUUAAAAUUGUGUAUCCGUCAUUUUAAUGAAAAUGUUUAUAAAGCGAACACUCAUCGUUAUGUGGUUGUAAGGCACUCAAUAAUAGUAUAGUAAACGCCACGAAUGUUUGGGAGUGAUUUAUCGGUCGCUACCAUGUGAACAUCUGUUCAAGGUAAAAAAAUAAAACUUAAUUCCAGUGCCGCACAGUGGGCAAAAAUCCAGAAGUAUGUUGCAAAAAUUCUUUUUUUGUACGAUUUUAUUCAAAUUUGGUAAAAACAUUCUAUGCCCGUAGGCCGUGAACCCUGUUAGUUUUGGCUGACUUGAGAGUGGUUGGGGGUGGUGGAGGGGAUUCAUAAAAUGGAAAAAUCAUCUUUUGACUAAUACAGCUACCAAAAUGCGAUAAGAAUAUUUUACAUUUCACUAAAUUUUACGAUUUUUGACAGAGCCAAGAUGAAACAGACAAAUAUUGAGCAAU
Sitophilus oryzae (rice weevil) is the source of this 2032-nucleotide messenger RNA. RefSeq lists its product as uncharacterized. The transcript is spliced from 2 exons. The record is from RefSeq and is a predicted model, not a curated record. The coding region runs from base 50 to 838 and encodes 262 amino acids. NCBI's taxonomy places the organism in Eukaryota, Metazoa, Arthropoda, Insecta, Coleoptera, Curculionidae.